UAUAGACCUUUCAAUUAACUAUCGUAUGGGCUUCUUGAAGAGUAGUUACUAGUAUACUCAGUACUCUCCAGCGUAGAUUUAUAUCCUCGUCGUCGCUCUGGCAACCCGCCCGGCGGCACAUCGCGAUCCAGACGCCUCAGCGGGGCGCAAUCGUGGAGAACAACUGAUCGAAUGGCGUCACAACAGCAUCCGUUCCUUUCUCAUCGACCCUCUUUCUUCGUCUGAUCCUUCGCCGGGCCUUCUUCACGUUUUGCGCUUCGCGAUCGGUAAACGCGCAACGACCUUGACCUGUCUAUAUCACUUUCGCACUGUCAGACACUAUCUAGUAUCUACUGCAAUGGCAUCGUUCACGAUUAAUGCGCGGUCAAGAGCCCCGUUCAAGCCCCGUUCCGCCGCCAAGGGGACAAGUAGCUACCAACUGAGGCAGUUCGCAGAGGCAACGCUUGGGAGCGGUAGUCUCAGAAAGGCAGUGAGACUACCCGAGGGCGAGGAUCUGAAUGAAUGGCUGGCUGUCAAUGUUGUCGAUUUCUACAACCAGAUCAACCUUCUCUACGGCUCGAUCACCGAGUUCUGUUCACCACAGUCAUGCCCGGAGAUGAAAGCGACAGACGAGUUUGAGUACCUCUGGCAGGACUCAGAGAACUUCAAGAGGCCCACAAAGAUGUCCGCCCCGGACUACAUCGAACACCUCAUGAGCUGGGUUCAAAGCAACAUUGAUAACGAGCAGAUGUUUCCCAGCAGGAUUGGUGUCCCUUUCCCUAAGGCGUUCCCUAGUUUGCUUCGCCAGAUCUUUAAGCGUCUGUACCGCGUGUAUGCGCACAUCUACUGCCAUCACUAUCCCGUUGUCGUCCACCUGGGGCUCGAGCCGCAUCUCAACACGAGCUUCAAGCACUAUGUCUUGUUUGUUGACGAGCAUCGGUUGGCAAUUGGGAAAGACUUCUGGGGGCCAUUGGGUGACUUGGUGGACAGUAUGUUGCGGAGUGAUUAGCUCAUGUUUCAUGCUCACACAGUGCCUGUGUAAAAUCGAGACGGAGCAACGGCGUUGGGAGUUUGAAUCAGACUUGAUGUUAGUGUUCUCUAGGUGUUAUAGAGGCGUUUAUAUCAUAAAAUGAGAGGAUGAAGUAAUAGCAGAUAGCCAUAACUCCAAGUCUUCAAGUGAAAGGAUGAAGCCGGAAAAGAA
Molecule: messenger RNA, 1180 nt
Organism: Monascus purpureus
Lineage: Eukaryota; Fungi; Ascomycota; Eurotiomycetes; Eurotiales; Aspergillaceae
Source: the annotation of a GenBank genome assembly